CCUUCUCUCCCUCUCCCUCUCCCUCUCUCUCUCUCUAACCAAAAAUAUUUGCCUUGUCUUCUCUCGCGGACAUCAUCAACAUGCCUCCUAUGCUGCCGGAAUUCUCCAACUCCGUCAAGCUCAAAUACGUCAAGCUAGGUUACCAGUACCUCGUUAACCACAUUAUCACUCUCACCCUCAUCCCCAUCAUGCUCGCUGUCUUCGUCGAGGUAUUACGUUUGGGUCCUUCCGAGAUUUUGAACCUCUGGAAAUCUCUUCACUUCGAUCUCGUCCAGAUUCUCUGUUCUGCUUUCCUCAUCAUCUUCAUGGCCACUCUCUACUUCAUGUCCAAGCCUCGUACCAUCUUCCUCGUCGAUUAUUCCUGCUUCAAGCCCCCCGUCACGUGCCGUGUCCCUUUCUCUACCUUCAUGGAACAUUCCAGACUCAUCCUCAGGAACAACCCUAAGUCCGUCGACUUUCAGAUGAAGAUUCUUGAGCGUUCUGGGCUUGGCGAAGAAACCUGCUUGCCUCCCGCCAUCCACUACAUUCCUCCAAAACCUACCAUGGAAGCUGCAAGAUCGGAGGCCGAGCUCGUCAUUUUCUCCGCCAUGGAUUCUCUCUUCAGAAAGACCGGUCUCAAGCCCAAAGACAUUGACAUCCUCAUUGUGAAUUGCAGCCUCUUCUCUCCCACACCUUCUCUGUCCGCCAUGAUUAUAAACAAAUACAAACUCAGAAGCAACAUCAAGAGCUUCAAUCUCUCCGGCAUGGGCUGUAGCGCCGGGCUUAUUUCGAUUGACCUGGCACGCGAUCUUCUUCAAGUUCAUCCGAAUUCAAAUGCCGUAGUAGUGAGCACAGAAAUUAUUACCCCUAAUUAUUACCAAGGCAACGAGCGAGCCAUGCUUCUCCCGAACUGCCUUUUCCGAAUGGGUGGUGCGGCGAUUCUCCUAACGAACCGCCGGUCCGAGAGUCGGCGAGCCAAGUACAGAUUGGUCCACGUCGUUCGGACUCACAAAGGAGCCGAUGACAAGGCGUACCGGUGCGUGUUUGAAGAAGAGGACAAAGAAGGGAAGGUUGGGAUUUCGCUGUCAAAGGAUCUGAUGGCCAUAGCAGGAGAGGCUCUCAAGUCCAACAUCACGACGAUGGGUCCACUGGUUCUUCCGGCGUCGGAGCAGCUUCUUUUUCUUAUGACGCUGAUCGGAAGGAAAAUCUUCAACCCCAAGUGGAAGCCGUAUAUCCCUGACUUCAAGCAAGCGUUCGAGCAUUUCUGCAUCCACGCCGGAGGCAGGGCGGUGAUCGACGAGUUGCAGAAGAAUCUACAGCUGUCGGCGGAGCAUGUGGAGGCGUCGAGGAUGACACUGCACCGUUUCGGAAACACGUCGUCGUCGUCGCUGUGGUACGAGCUGAACUAUAUAGAGUCCAAAGGAAGGAUGAAGAAAGGAGAGAGAGUGUGGCAGAUAGCGUUCGGAAGUGGGUUUAAGUGUAACAGUGCUGUGUGGAAAUGUAACAGAAGCAUCAAGACGCCGAUUGAGGAUAGUCCAUGGGCUGAUUGCAUUGAUCGCUAUCCUGUUCAUAUUCCUGAGAUCGUUAAGCUCUAGGCAACUAAAGUUCAAGAACAACAACGAGGUUGAUUGGCCGUUGGGCUCGCUGGCUAGCUUCGAUUUUAGUUGUCUGCUAAAAUACAUAAUGAUCUGUCAUGCAUUCAUGCUUCUUCAGCUUUUUCAUUCCUCGCCAGAAUUAUUUCUUAUUAUUUAUUUUGCACUUCCUCAUCUUGUUUCAUAGAAAAAAUUCACUGUGGUCCGUGGAGUGAUGAUGGACAUACAUAUGAUUAUUCAGAUUUGAUCUCUGUAGAUCAACUUGGACGUGGUUGUAUGUAUAUUCAUGUCGUGAACAACAGACUCUAGUGUCAUAGUUGUUAUGCCACUUUCUUUCUUUUUUCUUUUUUUGGACGAAAAAUGCUUAUUUUUCUUCGAGAGGCUA
Molecule: messenger RNA, 1956 nt
Organism: Prosopis cineraria
Lineage: Eukaryota; Viridiplantae; Streptophyta; Magnoliopsida; Fabales; Fabaceae
Product: 3-ketoacyl-CoA synthase 6-like
Exons: 1
Coding region: 81-1574 (497 amino acids)
Biological process (GO): fatty acid biosynthetic process
Cellular component (GO): membrane
Molecular function (GO): acyltransferase activity, transferring groups other than amino-acyl groups
Source: RefSeq, a predicted model, not a curated record